CUCCGCUGCAUUGUUCUGUCUCUUCUCUUCAUAUGGAUUUGAACGAUAGUGUCGUUCACUUUUCUCGUGGCAAUGGUAUUGCAAAGCUUGACAAUUUCGGCGAUACUGCUCUUAGCUUGAAAUGUCUUGGAAGCAGUGCAGGGAGAUUGAUUGGAAGCUCUCACCAUAACCAUAAGCUUUGUUCUGAUGUUUCUAAUUGUCCUGAUGGUGGUUGCCGGUUGGUUCUCGGUUUGGGUCCAACACCGCCUUCCUAUUAUUACAAUGUCAGGGGUAAUGAUAAUAACAUCAAAGGCUCAGCUUCUUCUGGGAGUGUUCAGGAACUCUCAUCAGGAGGUAACUCAAUCCUGCAACUUGGUCCUCCUGCUGUGACAAUGGAUACUUUCAGCGGACUUGAUUGUUCGUUGUUGACAUAUGCGGAUACUAAUGUGUCCCAAACUGUUGUUGAUGAGGGUUCUACCUCAGCAAGGCGAUCAGGUGGCUAUAUGCCAUCACUUCUUUUCGCUCCAAGGACGGAAAAUGUUAGAAAACCUUCAAGAAUGCAAGAGUGUAGUACUAAUUUUGGAACUGAUACUUAUAAUUCACAGCUGAGUCAUGAGUCAGAGUUCUCUGUUUGCGCUUUCUCUGACAGGUCGGCAUCUGCCACGUCUUCUCAGCAAAGGAUGAGCAACCCGAAGAAGUGCAAGUUUAUGGGAUGUGUGAAAGGAGCUAGAGGAGCUUCGGGGCUCUGCAUUGGCCAUGGAGGUGGCCAGAGAUGCCAAAAGCUAGGAUGUACAAAGGGAGCGGAAGGUAGUACUCCACUGUGUAAAGCACAUGGUGGGGGGAAACGCUGUAUGUUUGAUGGUGGAGGUAUUUGUCCUAAGAGUGUGCAUGGUGGGACGAGUUUCUGUGUAGCUCACGGUGGUGGGAAGAGAUGUGUUGUGGCCGGGUGCACAAAGAGCGCUCGUGGACGGACUGAUUGUUGCGUGAAGCACGGUGGUGGGAAACGGUGCAAGUCUGAUGGUUGUGAGAAGAGUGCGCAAGGUAGCACUGAUUUCUGUAAGGCACACGGUGGUGGGAAGCGCUGCUCAUGGGGAGGAGAUUGGAAAUGCGAGAAAUUCGCUAGAGGAAAGAGCGGUUUAUGCGCUGCGCAUAACAGUAUGUCUCAGGAUAAAGCUGGAAGCAAGGUUGGUUUGAUUGGACCGGGACUUUUCCGUGGCCUUGUCUCUACUUCUUCACAAACCACAACAACUGCAACAACUACUACCACUGAUCAUUCUCAAUCUGGACUCAGCGCGGUCUCUGAUUGCACGGACUCCAUUGAUCGCCCGCUGCCACCGCUGCAUCAUCAACCCGAGAAAAGACAGAAGCUGAUGAUACCAAUGCAGGUUCUUGUGCCUCCAUCAAUGAAAUCCUUAAGCUUCUCAAACACCGAGAGACCCGAAAUCGAAACAAACAACAACAGUAGUGGCAGCAAUGGGAGGAACAUCUUUGACUUUAUGAUUCCUGAGGAGAGAGUUCACGGCGGCGGGCUUAUGUCUUUGCUUAAUGGUAACAUGAAAAAAACACUCCAUUGAUGGAAUUUGAAAGCUUCUUCUUCUCUAUGUGGUAACAAAGCUAGAAUCUGUGUAAAGCUUCAUGUAAUAUGUAUAGUUUUUUGGGUUCUUUUCUGGUUUUUCUUUCUCUCUUGGGUCCUUUGUACAUUUCAUGGGUCUCUGUUUUUGUUUGGUCUGGUCUUGACUUGACCAUCUAGUCGAUGGCUUGAACCCAAGUCUUUGUUUAUUUGAUCAUUGUUGGUAAUGUUGCAAUGUAGUAAAAAGUGUUCUUAUGU
Messenger RNA from Arabidopsis arenosa, 1807 nucleotides. NCBI's taxonomy places the organism in Eukaryota, Viridiplantae, Streptophyta, Magnoliopsida, Brassicales, Brassicaceae. The record is from the annotation of a GenBank genome assembly.